AUGCUCUCGGCGGUACUUCACGUGGCAGAAGGGUUCGAAGCGAGGUCGGUGCGAGAGUUGCUGUUCAAGCGCGUGCAGGAGACCCACGCUGCGCGCCAAGGUGCGGUAGACCUCAUGCUCAACUCGCCAGACGCAUUCAAGACGGCCCUAGCGUCCCACGAGCUAAGUGAAUCCCCCAAAGGACCGAAGCGAGAUGACGAGGGAGGGGAGUGGCCGGUGAGGGAGGCCAUCGGCAGCAUGAUGUGGGUGUCGACGUUCUCGCGUCCAGACGUCUCCUUCGCCGUGCGUGCGGUAUCGCGCCUCGCCCGCUCCCCGGCGAAGAGGCACUGGGAUGCCAUCCGGAAGAUCCUCGGCUACCUGAAGGAGACGAGGGACUUCGGCAUCACCUACCAACGGGGAUCGGGGUUUGGGCUGGCCGUGGACGUGGACGCUAGCUACGCCGACACGGAGGAUAGGCGUUCGGUAUCAGGGUUGGCGACGACGGUGGGAGAGACCAGUGGUAGCAGCAUCAAGCACAUUGCUGCCGGGGAGGGCUUCGAGGAGGCGUUGUUUGUGCGUACUGUGCUUUCGUUUGUUGCCCCAGAGACCAGUGGUAGCAGCAUCCAGGCCCUUGAGGACAACCAAGGGGCCAUGGCGUUGGUGCAGAACCCCCUCAGGUCAGGUCGCACGAAACACAUCGACGUGAGGUUUCAUUUCAUCCGCGUAUUGUUUAGGCCGGGGGAUAUUUCGGUCAAGUUUGUUCCGACAACGGAGCAACACGCGGACCUCCUUACCAAGGCCGAUAGCAGGGCCAGCCUGCAGUACCACCGGCGCAAGAUGAAUUUGCCGGAGUAG
Messenger RNA from Ectocarpus sp. CCAP 1310/34, 834 nucleotides. NCBI's taxonomy places the organism in Eukaryota, Phaeophyceae, Ectocarpales, Ectocarpaceae. The record is from the annotation of a GenBank genome assembly.